Lodderomyces parapsilosis is the source of this 306-nucleotide messenger RNA. RefSeq names its product ubiquitin-related modifier. Gene Ontology annotation, molecular function: protein tag activity. The transcript has a single exon. Gene Ontology annotation, biological process: tRNA thio-modification; protein urmylation. The record is from RefSeq and is a predicted model, not a curated record. Lineage: Eukaryota; Fungi; Ascomycota; Pichiomycetes; Serinales; Debaryomycetaceae. Gene Ontology annotation, cellular component: nucleus; cytoplasm. Bases 1 to 306 code for a protein of 101 amino acids.
AUGGUUAUAAAGAUCAAAGUAGAGUUUCUUGGAGGGCUUGAUGUUAUAUCUUCGUCAAUAAGAGAACAUAAAGUUGUACUCCCGUUUGAAGAAGGCGAGGCUACCAUGAAGGAAGCUAUCAAGUUUAUAUGUGACAACAUCAUCACUGAUCCCAAAGAUAUACCUGUUUUCAUUGAGGAUGACAGUGUACGACCAGGAAUAUUGGUGCUCAUUAAUGAUACUGAUUGGGAAUUGGAAGGUAUGGAAGACUAUGUUGUUGAAAGUGGAGAUGUCUUGACCUUUACAAGUACGUUGCAUGGUGGUUGA